GGCGACCGCCCGGAAAACGACUUUCGGACUGCUCACGUGCGGUCACCUGCCGGUUUUUUGAGGUGAAGAACUCUGGUGCUGGAGCAGUUUCGUCACUCACCUCUAACAACUUCUGCCACUGGCUAUACGAUCAUUGAGGACCACAACUCUAUCUGAAAAUGUCUGAAUCUGCUGCAGGAGCUUCUUCUGACGACAAGAAACCCGAUGUCAAGCCCGACACCCACAUCAACUUGAAAGUUAGCGACGGUUCCAGCGAAAUAUACUUCAAGAUCAAGAGAUCAACUCCAAUGAAAAGACUAAUGGAGGCCUUCUGCAAGAGACAAGGCAAGACCCUUGAGAGCUUGAGAUUCUUGAGCGAUGGUGAACGAGUUGUCGCUGAAGACACUCCUGAUUCUUUGGAAUUGGAAGAUGGAGAUGUCAUUGAGGCUCAUCGUGAGCAAAUUGGCGGUGCUGCUUACUAGUUUCCUUUCCUUCAAGUAUCUUGAUUUUUUAUAACUAUUAUAUACGAGUUUUUUUUGUUUUUUUUACUUCUGAACAAUUAAAUUACACUGAUUGAGUUAAAAGAAAAGCAAAAGGAAAAGGAAAAGAAAAAAGAAAAAGAAAAAGAAAAUACUUUAUCUCGGUUUUUCCAAUCUAUAUCUUAUAAUAUAUAUUUAGCAAAUAUCAAUGUGUUUUUUUUGUUUUGUAAUCUGGUUUUGUUUUUUCUUGAUCACUUUCAUGCCACUAUUUCAAUCAAUUUUAACUUUGUUUUUGUUUCUUGCUUAUCACUACUUAUACCCACCUACAACGUGAAAACUACAAUCAACUCCCAAAUACCAUCAGUAGUACCUACUAAUCAUG
Messenger RNA from Ascoidea rubescens DSM 1968, 840 nucleotides. It is a transcript of the gene SMT3, whose product is annotated as SUMO family protein SMT3. Gene Ontology annotation, molecular function: protein tag activity; ubiquitin-like protein ligase binding. Gene Ontology annotation, cellular component: septin ring; nucleus. Bases 159 to 461 code for a protein of 100 amino acids. The record is from RefSeq and is a predicted model, not a curated record. The transcript has a single exon. Lineage: Eukaryota; Fungi; Ascomycota; Saccharomycetes; Ascoideales; Ascoideaceae. Gene Ontology annotation, biological process: protein sumoylation.